AUGACCUCAGACUCGGAUCCCCCGCCGUCGGCAAACGCUCCACCACCGACGCGGCCUCGCUCGCCAUCGGGCAGCUUUUAUGCCCUCAGCGAUGACGAAGAAGGCGAUUACAAUACAAUCACGCAUACGGAAACAGGACGGGGGGUCAAGCUGCUUUUCUCUAAGAGCAAGGUCUACGUGCACCCCACGCCAUCAGCAAAAGAUAAUAUCCCCGGCUACAUAGCAUUGCUCCAGCAAAAAGGAGGCUCAACCGAACGACCGACGUCCUCCUCUUCUCGAGACUCCCACAACCCACCUCCCUCCAACCUGCUCCUAGCAUGGCUCCCCGAAGCCUCCCUCGGCGAAUCCGAGAGCAUUUACGUCAAGGUUGACCUCAGCGAGGGUGAAUCGCCGCCCAAGCAGUCAUACCUAGUACCCCCUCCGCCGACAGUCACAUCCCACAGAGGCUCCGUAGGCACCUAUGCUUUCGCCAUCCCCGUCAGCGCAAUCUACUCGCUGCUUGUGAGGCCACCGAGUCUGGGCUGGUGGUUCGGCUCCUUGAUCAUCAACUCGAAGGCCGGCGACAGCUUUCCCGCGCUGUUCUUCCACGACAGCGAAUGUCAAAGCACGAUCCUCAAGCGAAAGAGGCGGACGAGGGACAGCUUUGACCCUUUUGGUGACAGGGGUGAGAUGUUCUGGGGUGGCGACGAGGUACUGCGUUGGUUGCGGCGCUAUGUUCCGAUCGAGAGAUCCGGCGCCGAGCCCAACAUUUACCUGGUUGAACCUUCAAAGGAGGAUAGCGAGGCAUUCAGCGGCAAGCUCACUUCCAGCACGGCCCAAGCCGGUCAAAAAGAUGGCACGGGGACUCGAGCUGGCAGCGCCGGUCCUAGUGGCGACGCGCAGAUGGACCCCUUUGUGAAGUUUGUCAAAGAAACUGGAUGGAACAUCAUGGAGAAGUUCAGCAAGGUUACCACUUUUACCAGACGGGCCGCUCAAGACGUCAUACAGAAUCCAAACGUUCCCCCGCAAGUUAAGAGGCUUCUUCGAAAUCCAGAGGUACAGACGCUCCAGGAUGAGUUCGACAGUGCUAGGAUAUACCUGGCACGCUGGGCCAUGGGAAUCGCCGAACAAAGUGAACGAGACCGGAGCCAGAGGAUAUGGACUGCGAAGGAGGUCUUGGAGCUUGAAGAUACUGAUGUUGGGGAGUUUGAGCUCCUGGACGGCAGUAGCACCAUGUCACUGGAGGACAGAAGGAAAACAGUAACAUUGAAAGAAUGGAACACUUUCUUUGACCAACGAACCGGUAGGCUAUCUGUCACUGUCGACGAAGUCAAGGAACGGGUGUUCCACGGAGGACUCGACCCUGACGAUGGUGUGAGAAAAGAAGCUUGGCUCUUUAUCCUCGGUGUUUAUGACUGGUACAGUACUGCGGAGGAGCGGAAAGCCCAUCUCGCGUCUCUACGAGAUGAAUAUGUCAAGUUGAAGGGCGCAUGGUGGGAGAGACUCGUAGACCUGGGAGGUGAGGGCGAGCAGGGCGAGUGGUGGCGUGAGCAGCGUGGACGUAUCGAAAAGGAUGUUCACCGAACAGAUCGGAACGUGCCCAUCUUCGCCGGGGAAGACAUCCCGCACCCUGACCCAGACUCCCCCUUUUCCGAGGUCGGCACCAACGUUCAUCUCGAGCAAAUGAAGGACAUGCUCCUGACAUACAACGAGUACAACAAGGACCUCGGCUAUGUGCAGGGCAUGUCUGAUCUCCUCGCUCCCAUUUACGCCGUCAUGCAGGACGACGCCAUCGCCUUUUGGGGCUUUCAGCACUUCAUGGAUCGCAUGGAGCGCAACUUCCUCCGCGAUCAGUCGGGCAUGCGGUCUCAGCUAUUGACCCUUGACCAUCUUGUUCAAUUCAUGGAUCCCAAACUCUACGCCCACCUGCAGUCUGCCGACAGCACCAACUUCUUUUUCUUCUUCCGCAUGUUGCUUGUCUGGUAUAAACGUGAGUUCGAGUGGAUGGACGUGCUACAUCUUUGGGAGACUCUUUGGACGGACUACCUGAGCAGCAGCUUCCACCUCUUUGUGGCCUUGGCCAUCUUGGAGAAGCAUCGAGACGUCAUCAUGACCCACCUGCAGCAUUUUGAUGAGGUGCUCAAAUAUGUAAACGAGCUGUCCAAUACAAUGGAUCUCGACUCAACUCUCAUUCGCGCGGAAGCGCUGUUCCGUCGCUUCCACCGCCUGGUUGAGGCAGUCGAUAAGAAGGGCAACUUCCCAGGCCCGAGGAUCCGAGACCCAGGUUCUCCUUCCAAGUCAUCGUCCACCGACAAAACUCCACAGGAUGGCCAAAGCAGUGCAGGCCCAGCAUCGCCUCUCAAGGACAAGAGCAAGGUAGCCGAAGAGCCUCAGGUCCAAAAGGUCAUCACCCCAGAGUUGAGAGAGCUUCUCAGUCGGAAGGUCGUGAUCUUGCCGCGGAAAGAGGUAGCGAAGAAGGGCGACGGACCCGGGAGGUCAUGA
Colletotrichum orchidophilum is the source of this 2481-nucleotide messenger RNA. RefSeq names its product GTPase-activating protein GYP7. Gene Ontology annotation, biological process: activation of GTPase activity. Gene Ontology annotation, molecular function: GTPase activator activity. The coding region runs from base 1 to 2481 and encodes 826 amino acids. The record is from RefSeq and is a predicted model, not a curated record. The transcript is spliced from 4 exons. Lineage: Eukaryota; Fungi; Ascomycota; Sordariomycetes; Glomerellales; Glomerellaceae.